Messenger RNA from Camellia sinensis, 547 nucleotides. The record is from RefSeq and is a predicted model, not a curated record. NCBI's taxonomy places the organism in Eukaryota, Viridiplantae, Streptophyta, Magnoliopsida, Ericales, Theaceae.
UUGGAAGUAAGCUCUGUUAUAUGUUCAAUUUUUUCUAAUAAUGAGACCAAUGUUCAAGUACCUGAUGACUUUUCCCCUGUUCCAGAUUGAUGCUCAUGUUGGUGGUGUUAAUGAUAUUGCCUUUGCUCAUCCUAAUAAGCAACUUUGUAUUGUCACAUGUGGUGAUGACAAGACAAUUAAGGUGUGGGAUGCUGUAGCUGGACACAAGCAAUAUAUAUUUGAAGGCCAUGAAGCUCCUGUACAUUCUGUCUGCCCCCAUUAUAAGGAGAAUAUUCAGUUUAUUUUUUCCACUACCAUUGAUGGGAAAAUUAAAGCAUGGCUCUAUGAUUGCUUGGGAUCGAGAGUGGAUUAUGAUGCCCCUGGACUUUGGUGCACUGCAAUGGCAUAUAGCACUGAUGGAACCAGGUCUUACUUUUCUCAAAACCCAGUUUUGACUAGUGCCUUCUUAUUCUUUUGUCUUCUUCACUUGAAUUAUAUGGGUAUUUAUGGGAAUGUCUUUGAUUCUCUAUACAUUUCUAUGAUAUGUGAGUUUGUUCAUUCAAACUAA